UUUCCGCCAAUUGAGAAUUCAAAAACACUGUGUAGCCAUAACGAGUUGCAGAAGUUCUAUCUUCUUAGAAUUAGUCACCUGGAGAUUGAGCUUUCAGAAAGCUUACGAGAUAUGUCCAAUAUAACAGUUUGUGCUCGAUUCAGACCUUUAAGUUCGAAAGAGAAAAGAGAUCAUGGUGAUUCAACUUGCAUCCAGCUCCUAGAUUCUGAAACUUUUGUUUUCAAGGAUGAGAAAGGAGAAGACUACACAUUUCGUUUUGAUAGGGUGUUCUGUCAAGGAUCUGAGCAAUCUGAUCUGUAUGAAUUUCUUGCUCAGCCUAUUGUGCAAGAUGCUCUCAAUGCAGUAAAUGGAACAAUCCUUGCUUACGGACAGACUGGAGCAGGGAAGACAUAUAGUAUGGAGGGUGCUAAUAUCUUUGGUUGUGAUGAGAAUACAAAAGGACUUCUAGCGCGAGUUGUGGAUGGAAUAUUUGAGUGUCUCAACUGUGUUAAUGUGAUGACAGUUUACACUGUCAAGUUGUCAAUGGUGGAGAUCUAUAUGGAGAAAGUAAGGGAUCUUUUGGAUUUAUCUAAAGACAACUUACAAAUCAAGGAGGAUAAAGUGCAGGGAAUACAUUUAUCAGGAGUAACUGAGAUCUCUAUAUCCGACCCCGCAGAAGCCCUGCAAAACUUAUCGAGUGGAAUUGCUAACCGGGCAGUUGGAGAGACAAACAUGAACAUGGCCAGUAGCAGAAGCCACUGUGCCUACAUUUUUACAGUUCAGCAAGAACAACAUAGGAGAGUCAAAACUGGCAAGCUAGUUCUUGUGGACUUAGCUGGUUCUGAGAAAAUUGAGAAAACUGGUGCUGAAGGGAAAGUUCUUGAAGAAGCAAAGACAAUCAACAAGUCCCUCUCGGCCCUUGGGAAUGUAAUCAAUGCUCUGACCAGCGGAACACAAGGCAAACUGAACCACAUUCCGUAUCGUGAUUCUAAGCUCACUCGGAUUCUACAAGAUGCUCUUGGUGGGAACUCCCGAACUGCAUUGCUAUGUUGCUGCUCACCAAGCACGUCAAAUGCAUCAGAAAGCCUCUCCACCCUUCGCUUUGGUGCAAGGGCAAAGCAUAUAAAGACAUCACCACGGGUAAAUAGAAUUAAAGAUAAAAAGGAGCAACUGGAACCGUCUCUAACAAAAGAUGAGUCAUGGGAGAGGACACUGGACAAGUUAAAGGAGAAGCUGAAGGCUGAAGAUGUGAAGCUGGAAGAAGAGUUGCUUAUAUCCUCUGAUAGUAGUUCAAUCAAAUCUGUGGAAUCAGCUUAUGAAGAUGAAGCCUCUCAAACAGUUUCCUUAUUGCAACGAGUGGAAGAGCUUGAGAGCACUGGUAGAAAGCUUAAGAGAGAGAACAGACUUCUCAAGGCCAAACUCGCAGUGUUUCAGAACAUCAAUUCACACCAGCAAAAUGAUGGAAAAUAUCUCAAUAUGGCCUUGCUUGUAUUGUCUUUCUUUUUUUCCUUAGUUGUGCUAUUCUUGACAAGUUAGUGAAAUGAGAAUGACAUUGCCAUGUCUGUAAAAACUCUUGAGAACUUGCAUUCAUCCAAAAUA
Messenger RNA from Telopea speciosissima, 1578 nucleotides. RefSeq names its product kinesin-like protein KIN-1. The coding region runs from base 112 to 1515 and encodes 467 amino acids. The transcript has 15 exons. Gene Ontology annotation, biological process: mitotic spindle organization; microtubule-based movement. Lineage: Eukaryota; Viridiplantae; Streptophyta; Magnoliopsida; Proteales; Proteaceae. Gene Ontology annotation, molecular function: microtubule binding; microtubule motor activity; ATP binding. The record is from RefSeq and is a predicted model, not a curated record.